AUAUAUAUAAGUUCAAUGGAACAGAGAGCUAUCAUCAGUCUAGUUCGAGUUGUACGAGUGCAAGCAACACACGAAUUCGAAGACACAGCCAUGGUCCGUGCCGUAGCUUUUCUCUUGCUCAUUGUGGCAGUCGCCACCAUCAGUGCUGCGCCUAAUUGCAAUAAAAACGAAUAUUUCAACAGCUGUGGUUCAUCGUGUCAACCCACCUGUCAAAAUCUAUCACCAGGAAUCUGUACCCUAUCAUGUAUUGCUGGAUGCGAAUGUAAGAAGGGAUACGUAAGAAAUGCAGAAAACCAAUGUGUACUUACGCAGAAUUGUUAAUCAUUCAGAAAAUAUGAUUUUCCGACGAGUAUGUUUCUUACAUAAAAUGAUACACAAAUUUAAUAGGCGUUAAAAACUUUCUCACAAAUUUCCUUGUUAUACAGAUCUGUAAUU
Messenger RNA from Mycetomoellerius zeteki, 435 nucleotides. RefSeq names its product chymotrypsin inhibitor. The coding region runs from base 16 to 321 and encodes 101 amino acids. NCBI's taxonomy places the organism in Eukaryota, Metazoa, Arthropoda, Insecta, Hymenoptera, Formicidae. The record is from RefSeq and is a predicted model, not a curated record. The transcript has 3 exons.